Molecule: messenger RNA, 645 nt
Organism: Gavia stellata (red-throated loon)
Lineage: Eukaryota; Metazoa; Chordata; Aves; Gaviiformes; Gaviidae
Gene: FGF8
Product: fibroblast growth factor 8
Exons: 5
Coding region: 1-645 (214 amino acids)
Biological process (GO): positive regulation of gene expression; heart morphogenesis; dorsal/ventral pattern formation
Cellular component (GO): cytoplasm
Molecular function (GO): growth factor activity; type 1 fibroblast growth factor receptor binding; type 2 fibroblast growth factor receptor binding
Source: RefSeq, a predicted model, not a curated record
AUGGACCCCUGCUCCUCGCUCUUCAGCUACGUGUUAAUGCACUUGUUCGUCCUCUGCCUGCAAGCCCAGGUAACUGUUCAGUCCCCACCUAAUUUUACACAGCAUGUGAGGGAGCAGAGCCUGGUGACGGAUCAGCUCAGCCGGCGGCUCGUCCGUACCUACCAGCUGUACAGCCGGACCAGCGGGAAACAUGUGCAGAUCUUGGACAACAAGAAAAUCAAUGCGAUGGCAGAGGAUGGGGAUGUGCACGCCAAGCUCAUUGUGGAGACGGACACCUUCGGGAGCCGCGUGCGCAUUAAGGGGGCAGCCACGGGUUUCUACAUCUGCAUGAACAAGAAGGGGAAGCUGAUCGGCAAGAGCAACGGCAAAGGCAAGGACUGUGUCUUCACGGAGAUCGUCCUGGAGAACAACUACACGGCGCUGCAGAACGCCAAGUAUGAGGGCUGGUACAUGGCCUUCACCCGCAAGGGCCGCCCGCGCAAAGGCUCCAAGACCCGGCAGCACCAACGGGAGGUGCAUUUCAUGAAGAGACUUCCCAAGGGCCACCAGACCACCGAGCCCCACAGACGCUUUGAGUUCCUCAACUACCCCUUCAACCGGAGAAGUAAAAGGACUAGAAACUCCAGCUCCAGGGCCAGCCCUUGA